GGUGGCACUGACUGGCACUGAUGGGUGACAUUGAAAGGCAGCUCAGAUGGGCACUGAUAUGUGGCAUUGAUGUGCACUGGUAUGCACUGAUAUGUGGCAUUGAUGUUGCACUGAUGGGCACUGGCACGUGGCACUGAUGGGCACUGGCAUGUGGCACUGAUGAGCACUGACAAGUGGCACUUCUGGGGCCACACUGAUCAUCAGGGCACACUGAUCAUCAGUGCCCUGAUGAUCACUGUCAGCGUGACAGCUCGAGAGGAGAG
This is a messenger RNA of Staurois parvus, 263 nucleotides long. Lineage: Eukaryota; Metazoa; Chordata; Amphibia; Anura; Ranidae. The record is from the annotation of a GenBank genome assembly.